AUGUGUUACCAAACCGAUGCUUCGAUGGGUGAGGGUAAGGGAGAUCCUGAAAGUGUCGAGAAUGGUUCUACAGAUUUGCAAAAAUUGCUUGCACAUACUACUUGGGAACCGAAGCUAACUUUUAUUGGUGGGGGUAAGAUAGCAGCUGCUCUCAUCUGUGGUUUUGAAUCUGCUGGUCUCGUGACUAAAGAUGACGUUGCAGUCAGUGUUAAAACAGCAUUAUCCGUACAGCGGUGGAAGCGAUUGGGAUAUGUAAAUGUGUACACAUCCAAUGAAUUCCUGAUUCGAGCUCAUGGCCAAGGGAUUGUUUUUUUGUCGGUAAAACCACAGAUGCGCACAGCAGUGUUGGAGGAGUUGAGUAAUAAGGCAUUUACAAAUACUCCAUUGAUUGUCUCUGUUAUGUGUGGAGUUGACGUGAAGACACUGGAGAAAGAAGUUGUGGCUAAAGGUUAUGCCUCAGAACGUGGAGUGGUGCGUUUAAUGACAAAUCUCCCAGUUUCUAUGUGUUCUGGAGCGUCCAUCAUAUGCUCCAGCUUAUGCCUGGAGGAGGAAAAGAUUGAUUUAAUCAAGAGUAUCAUGCAGUAUGUUGGUAUUUGCUUUAUAGUCAAUGAAAAAUCAUUUAAUGCGGCUGCAGCAAUUGCAGGAUGUGGACCAGCUUUUAUGUUCAUGGCAAUCGAAGCAUUGUCAGAUGGGGGUGUCCUUGGUGGUAUUGAUCGUACAACUGCAAUGAAACUAGCUGCUCAAGCUGUCAUGGGAGCUGCAAGAAUGGUUUUAGAAGCGAGUGAACAUCCAGCUGCUUUAAAAGAUGACGUUUGCUCUGCUGGUGGUAGUACGAUAUAUGGAGUGAAGGAAUUAGAAAAAAACGGUUUUCGCUCGGCUUUAAUCGAAGCAGUGUAUGCUUCAACAAAACGAAGUUCGGAACAGGCUUAG
Molecule: messenger RNA, 930 nt
Organism: Acanthocheilonema viteae
Lineage: Eukaryota; Metazoa; Nematoda; Chromadorea; Rhabditida; Onchocercidae
Source: the annotation of a GenBank genome assembly